Wasmannia auropunctata (little fire ant) is the source of this 1164-nucleotide messenger RNA. RefSeq names its product late cornified envelope-like proline-rich protein 1. The coding region runs from base 226 to 639 and encodes 137 amino acids. The record is from RefSeq and is a predicted model, not a curated record. The transcript is spliced from 5 exons. Lineage: Eukaryota; Metazoa; Arthropoda; Insecta; Hymenoptera; Formicidae.
UUACCAGUUAAUAAUCUUUAGUUGAUCAGUCCGCAGACAUGAGAGGCUAAUUUUAAAUUCCAAAGUAUUUCUUGUCAGCAAUCGACUAAAUUCCAAGUAACUGUAUAACUUUCACGAGUACGACUGUCUUUCGUUUGAUCGGACCAGCUAUUAUUGACAAUUUAACAAUAAUUGAAUUUCUAAAUAAAUAUAAAUUAACAUUGUUUAGAGCACAUCUUUAGCAUCAUGUCGAGGAGUUGUCAGAAUUUAUGUCUUCCUCCUCCCCCUUCCUGUUGUCUACCAACGAGAUGUCCAACUUCAUGUUCUAUAAUUUGUUGUACCCCACCUGUGAACUUUCCUUGCCUGCCUCGUGUAUCCCGUGUUCAAUAUAAAAUAGCUUGUCCGCCCCCGUGUAUACCGAAACCUACUAAGACAUGUUUACCUACUAAGACUGUGAUAUAUCUGCCACCCUGCCCAACCUGCUCGGUGUCUUCUCCACCGAAAAUGGAAAUGAGGUAUUUGCCAGCUACACCAGCUCCGCCAUCCCGCUUUUACGUUUGCAACACGAAUUGCGUCCCUUGCCCACCUUGUCCACCACCCUCGUGUAACUCGCCCAGUAAUAAACCCCCGCUAUGCUUACCCCCUUGUCCCCCCUGUUAAGUGACGGCGCUCUAAUUGGCGACUGACUGGGCAGUAAUUAAGCAACUGCAUGCAAAGUACGCAUCAAAGUGUACGAAGCAAAAAAAUACGAGCUUGCUAAACGGCUUAAGUUAGAAGAAGAACGUGGGAAAUAAUUAAGAUAAAGUCGAUACAGAAUUAGAUUACAAUCGAAGAGAAUUUUACCUACAAAGACAAAAUUACCAUUUUAACGAAAUACACAAAAUAAAUAUACUUCCAAAAUAACGAAUGUGACCGAAGAAAUGUGAUUUUAAUUGAAUUGGAUUCUCUUGCGAUCUCAGUCUCCUAAUUUUUUGUCUUCUGUUUUAUGCUUAUGAGUUUAAAUUAAUUAUAUUACAUUUUUCUAGUACAUUAUAAAAUAUUAAAUAUAUUUAUGUCCUACAUUCGUAUAAAUUGUAAACAGUAAAGAAAUUCAUAUAUUGGUUACUAAUGUAUAAAACUGCUGUAACAUAUUUUAUCUAUAUUUUUGUCAUUAUGUCUGCAGAAUAAAGAGCGUUGCUUUCAAAA